Prunus persica (peach) is the source of this 2205-nucleotide messenger RNA. Its product is annotated as proline-rich protein 2. The record is from RefSeq and is a predicted model, not a curated record. The transcript is spliced from 4 exons. Bases 509 to 1918 code for a protein of 469 amino acids. NCBI's taxonomy places the organism in Eukaryota, Viridiplantae, Streptophyta, Magnoliopsida, Rosales, Rosaceae.
UGCCACUAGUUUGCAGGCAGGCACACAUGGCGCUAGCUGCCAGCAUUUUUGCUGGUUUUGCAAAGAAUCUAAUGACAUUCUGGUCAAAGUAAACUCUCCCGCAAUUCCAUGAGAACAUUAUUGUCUACCAUACAGACAGGGAUCACCACGACUUUCCUAAAUCCCCCAAAUUAAUAUCUAAGUCAAACAAUUCCGCAUUUGUUCCAUCCCUCUUUCGCACGAACUUUUUUUUUUCUUUCUUUUUUGUUGUAAGUGAAUUACGGUUCCAUAGUUUGUAUAUACAGCUGUGUGUGUUUGACUUCAAUAUAUCCAGACAGAACUCCCACUAGUGGAUUUUGUUAAUUAUUGCUUGCUCAAUUGUUUGCACAACAGAUUCUUUUAUUAUAGUUGGUGGCAUGUAUGACAUAUAUAUUGUGUAGCAUUGCACUAUGAUGUUUUCAUCCACAGCUCUCUAUCUCUCUCCAUUUCUGUGAGAUCAAUCAACAAAGUUAGAGUGGUACAUAGGCUAAUGGGAGACCAAGAAGCAGAAUACCAGGGUGAUGUUCAUGACCAACCUCAAAUGGAGGCGGAGGAGGUGGAGUUACAAGAUCAACAAUUUGAGUAUCAACAAGUGCCUGACACUGGCGACGGUGUUCCUCCAUUGAACUAUGAUGACCAAAACCAACAUGAUCAAUACCAACAACCACAGCCACAGCCACCCAAUCAAAAUGAUUAUGACCCCCAACCGCAACCACAACCACAAGUCGUCUUUCAGCAGACACAACAGCCAUCUCAGCCUCAGCCAAUGCAGUUCCCACCACUAGGUCCUCCACAACCAAACCCUUAUCAGACUCAACCACAGCAAUUCCCUCCUCAAAGCCCUCAGCAGUUUCCUCCUCAGAGGCCACAGCAGUUUCCUCCUCAAAGUCCACAACAAUUUCCUCCUCAAAGUCCAAUACAGUUUCCUCCUCAAAGGCCACAGCAGCUCCCUCCUCAAAACCCACAGCAGUUCCCUCCUCAGAGCCCACAGCAGUUUCCUCCUCAAAGUCCAAAGCAAUUUCCUCCUCAAAGGCCACAGCAGUACCCACCACAAAGCCCGCAAUUUCAAGCUCAACAACAACAACAGCAGCAGCAGCAGCAGGGCUAUCAGCAGCCUCAAAUGACCCCCCAGCCUGGGGCUGCUGCACAGUUCCCACCCCAGAAUGUGCAAUCCCAUCCCAAUCCCAUGUAUGGAAAUGGGGCCAACCAGCCUGGGGCCUACCCACCACAAGCACCCCAACAAUCUCCAGCAAAAUUUCCUCCUGCAAGUCCAAGUACACCUCAUCAGGUUCAUUACCAGCAGCAGCAGCCGCUACCAGCACAAGCAGGGUACAUUAAUGUUAAUGCAGGCAAUACCAAUGCCAUGCCUGAUAAUAAUUAUGCUGCUCAAGGGGUUCCAGUGCAGCAGCCUCAUUACCAGCCGGGACCUCUUAAUCAUAUCAACCUGCAGAAUGUUGGCACUGAGGGCUGGAGUUCUGAGUUAUUUGAUUGCAUGGAUGAUCCAAUGAAUGCUCUCACAACGGCUUUCGUUCCAUGCUUGACGUUCGGGCAGAUAGCAGAGAUUGUAGAUAACGGCACUACCUCAUGUGCCAUCAGCGGAUUGUUCUACGGGUUGAUUGCAAGUUUCCUUGGGGUACCAUUCAUAAUGUCAUGCACUUAUCGCACAAAGCUGCGGAGCAUGUUUGGGCUGGUGGAGGCCCCUGCACCCGAUUGGGUCACUCAUUUGUUUUGUGAACCCUGUGCUCUCUGCCAAGAAUAUAGGGAACUUCAGAUCAGAGGGAUAGAUCCUUCCAUAGGUUGGAUAGGAAAUUUGCAACGGAAUCCCAACUUGCAGCAGCAGCUGCGAGCUAACAUGAUGGCGCCUCCACCACCCCAAUAUAUGAAUCAUAAUUGUCAAUGACAAACAAAUAUGAUACGAUAAUCGGUUUCAUGAGAAAUUGAAGCAAAUUAAUGUUUCUGAUCUCAUCAUCUUUGUUAUAAAUCUCAACCGUUUGCAGACCUUUGCGUUUUCUGUCAUCAAGGCCAGUAUUUUCUUUUUCUAUGUUAUUAUUUUCUUGUUUAGUGAUAUUGUGGAUACUAUGAAUAUGUAUCGCUUUUCAUUCUUGUAAUAUUGAACGAAUUGUUGUUUUCAUUCAUUGACAAAUAAUCCGAGUAUUUUUGUUUUGAUGGAGUUUCGUUUAUGGUGUA